This is a messenger RNA of Entamoeba dispar SAW760, 681 nucleotides long. RefSeq lists its product as uncharacterized. NCBI's taxonomy places the organism in Eukaryota, Evosea, Mastigamoebida, Endamoebidae. The transcript has a single exon. The record is from RefSeq and is a predicted model, not a curated record. The coding region runs from base 1 to 681 and encodes 226 amino acids.
AUGGAAGGAGAUGGAUACUUGCUAGUUGUUGGGAAAUUAAAGGACUCUAUUGAGAAGUAUAUAGAAAGCAAAGAAACUAUAAGUAUUGAUGGGUUAAAUGAAGGUAUUGAAAUAGAAAUCAAUAAAACACUAUUUUCUUUAAAACAAAUGCCAUUAAAUCAAGUAAAUGAUUUAUUACUUCAAAGUAAUGUUCUUAUUAAAACAGUUAAUGUGAUGGAUUGUUCUGAUAGUUCUGUUCAAUUAUUUUAUAUUAAUCAUAUUCAAAUACAUUUACGACUGUUAUUUGCUCUCAACUUUAAAGAAGGCUGUGAUCCAUUACCACAAACGUACCUCAAUUCUAUUGUGUUGUUGUUAAACAAUGUAAGGGAAAUAUUGAAUGAAAUUGGUAGUGUAACUUUAAAUGAGUAUUUUACACAGUCCUUAGUCAAUAAGUACAACCAAAUUCCAGCAAGUAUCCACUAUAUCUCUUGUCAAAUUGACCUUAAUCUUCAAGAUGGUUAUUAUUUAAUUGAUCAAAUUAUUAAUCGUUCUGCUCAAGAAUUAGGUCCUAUAUUCUCCAACUCAAGUAAACCAAAACCAGUUGUUACAAAGAAGGAAACGUUGGCUGAUCUUGCUCAUGGUAAACGACGUACUCGUGGAGUUGUUUCAAAUACUUUUCAUCUAAUUUCAAUGGAAAAAUGA